Molecule: messenger RNA, 9162 nt
Organism: Polypterus senegalus (gray bichir)
Lineage: Eukaryota; Metazoa; Chordata; Cladistia; Polypteriformes; Polypteridae
Gene: acss2
Product: acyl-CoA synthetase short chain family member 2
Exons: 18
Coding region: 770-2821 (683 amino acids)
Biological process (GO): acetyl-CoA biosynthetic process
Cellular component (GO): cytoplasm
Molecular function (GO): acetyl-CoA synthetase activity
Source: RefSeq, a predicted model, not a curated record
UAACCUUAGGGGACGAGAGGAAUUCAACUACUUGUUAAACAUGUUGUCAAAGAAGGCGACAUCUUUCUGAUUUAAGACGCGAUUCAAAAGUCGUCACUGGGGCGUAAGGGGUCUUAUUGGCUGGGAGACGCCACGCCCACUCCCAGCCGUCAACUGUCUUUCCACGCGUUUUCUGAAGUGAGACUAGAGGGGGAGGGGAAAGAGAUAAAGAAAGGUCUAUUGAAAACAGGAGACCAGCGAGUAACAACAAACGUCUGUUGUAAAAUCAAUAGGUACUGUCCUGGCGCAAUACACGCUGUUGACGGAAAUUCUUUUUGUUGAAACAUUUAUUAGUCUGUUUGAAACGCUACGCUGCAGGCUUGUUUGGAUUUAAACCUCACAUGUGGUUGUUAAUGUACUCAGUGGAGACAGCUUUGAUUACCAGUUUGCUUUUACUUUUGUCUUUUGUAAAUCUGCAGCCUUGAUCACACAUUCGAAUAAACUGCAGUAGUACCUCUAGGCGUGCAGUAACACUGGCAAGGUGCUCGCAAGUGAACGUUUUCAAACGCUUCGUCAGCUCGCUUUUCGAUUUCUUUUUAUUCAAACAAGGAAGUGCUACAGUUUUUUUUUUUUCAGAUUUGGGCCUUCACGUUUCAUUUUACUUCAAAAUCGUUUAUGUGAAACUCGUCUGAGUUUUUCUGUUUUUUAUUCUCAUGCAUUUUUCUGGCUUUCUUUUAUUCACGAAUUGACUUUUCACCCCUCCUCACUAAGGAAUCGACAACUUGAAGCAAUGAUUCCCGGGUAUGCUCAGCAAAGUAAUGUGUUCCCACCUCCAGUCAGCUUAGCAGAAGAGGCGCACGUUUCGAGCUUUCAGAAGUACAAGGAGCUUUACACGAAAUCGGUGGAGAAUCCUGAAGAGUUCUGGAAUGACACCAUCAAAGAAUUCUUUUGGAAGACUAAACACACAGGGAAGUUUUUGGACUACAACUUUGAUGUCACAAAAGGAGAUAUUUUCAUUAAAUGCAUGGAAGGUGCUUCAACAAACAUCUGCUACAAUUUACUGGAUAGAAAUAUCCAUGAGAACAAACUUGGAGACAAGGUUGCUUUUUUCUGGGAAGGCAAUGAACCUGGAGACGAGAUGAAGGUAACCUACCAAGAGCUGCUACAGCAAGUGUGCAAAUUUUCCAAUGUUUUGAGAUCUCAAGGUGUGAAAAAAGGUGAUAGAGUGUCUAUCUACAUGCCAAUGAUUGUGGAACUGGUUGUAGCUAUGUUAGCUUGUGCCCGCAUUGGAGCUGUGCAUUCAAUUGUGUUUGCAGGUUUUUCUGCUGAAUCACUUUGUGAACGAAUCUUGGAUUCAAAGUGUUCUCUUUUAAUAUGUGCUGAUGGUUUUUAUAGAGGCGACAAACUUAUUAGUUUAAAGCUGAUUGCUGAUGAAGCACUCCAGAAAUGCAAAGAAAAGGACUUCAGUAUAAAGAAGUGUAUUGUCUUAAAACAUCUUUGUAAAGAGAAAGUCACUGAUGGGGAGCUGUUCGCUUGCUUGAAUUCUCCUCCUGCAAAGAGGCUAUGUCAUGACAUGCAGAUGCCUUGGAAUCCAGAUGUUGAUCUUUGCUGGCACAAGUUGGUAGCGGAUGCACCAGAAGAAUGUGAACCAGAGUGGUGUGACUCUGAAGAUCCUCUCUUUAUUCUAUAUACCAGUGGCUCCACUGGAAAGCCCAAGGGUGUCCUGCACACCAUUGGUGGGUAUCUUCUAUACACUGCUGCUACAUUUAAAUAUGUGUUUGAUUAUCAGCCUGAUGAUGUGUACUGGUGCACUGCCGAUAUUGGCUGGAUUACCGGACAUUCUUAUAUCACUUAUGGCCCUUUGGCUAAUGGUGCAACUAGUGUGUUGUUUGAAGGACUACCUACUUAUCCUGAUGUAAGCAGACUUUGGGAAAUUGUAGACAAGUACAAUGUCACAAAAUUCUACACGGCUCCAACUGCAAUUCGAAUGCUAAUGAAGUUUGGAGAGGAACCUGUUCAGCGGUAUACAAGAAAAUCUUUAAAGAUCCUGGGGACAGUAGGUGAACCCAUCAACCCAGAGGCCUGGAUGUGGUACUACAAUGUAGUGGGUGAAAAACUGUGCCCUGUAGUGGAUACUUUCUGGCAGACUGAAACUGGUGGCCAUGUAAUGACUCCACUUCCUGCUGCAACAACUUUGAAACCAGGUUCAGCGACCUUUCCUUUCUUUGGAGUUAUUCCUGCCAUCCUGAAUGAAUCUGGAGAGGAGUUAGAAGGGGAAGCAGAAGGUUAUCUGGUGUUUAAGCAGCCUUGGCCUGGAGUGAUGAGAACAGUCUAUGGAAAUCAUGAGAGGUUUGAGACCACAUACUUCAAGAAAUUCCCAGGUUAUUAUGUUACUGGAGAUGGAUGCAAGAGAGAUAAAGAUGGUUACUACUGGAUCACAGGGAGAAUUGAUGACAUGCUAAACGUAUCAGGACACUUGCUCAGCACUGCAGAGGUGGAAUCUGCACUGGUUGAACAUGUUACGGUGGCAGAGGCUGCGGUUGUUGGCCGUCCUCAUCCUAUCAAAGGAGAAUGUCUCUACUGUUUUGUUACACUCAAGGAAGGACAUGAAUAUACAAAAGAGUUAGAGGCUGCCCUUAAAAAGCAAGUUCGUGAAAAGAUUGGGCCAAUUGCAACUCCAGAUUACAUACAGAAUGCCCCUGGAUUACCUAAAACACGAUCAGGUAAAAUCAUGCGGCGUGUUUUGCGGAAAAUUGCCAGCAAUGACAAGGACCUGGGUGAUACAUCCACACUUGCUGAACCUAAUGUCGUGGAGCAACUUUUCCAGAACCGCUGUAUCUAAUAUUCCAGCCCAUUGACUUUAUGCUGUCUGAAAAAAAUAACAUUUUGAGGGACUAUAUUUGUAAAAGGAUGUUCUAUUUACUUUGAUCUUUGCAAAGUUGGUAUUUGUUUUUGCAGAAUUAACGAAUGCCAGGUUUGUCUUUAUUAUUGAUUUUCAAAAUAUUUUUAACAUUUUGAGCAACAAAAAAUACUUUAUGUAAUGAAUCUUAACUCCAGCCAUUUUUCCAUAGCAUUUAUGUACAGUGUGUUCAAAUUACAUUUUUGUGGGUGGUGAAAAGGAUAAGUUUGGUAUUUUUAAAGUCAAAGUUAUUUCUUCAGAAACAUAGUAUAUAUGCAUUUGCGAUGCAAAAUCUUGUUCAAAGAUUAUGCCAUUUCUAUAAAUUUAAAAAAAUAUCUUUCCUGCUCUCUCACUUAACAAAGGAAGGUAUGGGGCAAGGAGGUAAAGUUUAAAAACUUACCAAAUAUGUCCAUUUUCCCAGCCAAGACAGUUGUGAAGUUUUGAUGCAUGUCUUGCAAUUACACGCACACAUUGGUAAAUGUUUUAUACAUGUAAUUUUUUAACCCCCCCAAAAAAUACACCAAUAUUAUGAGAUUCAGCCAUUUUAAAAGAAAACUAUCCGUGCAAACUAGUUCAGCACUUAGUCUUCCUGCAAAACAGUCUUUCACCCCAAAAAACGAUACGACUUAAGGGGCUGAGUUUUGAGAACACUUUUUCUUCUGAAUUAAUAAUUGACAUGGUUAAUAUUCCAAUUUAAUAAUUGAUGGCCCCCACUUCUCAUAUUUAUAUUUACACACACAGUGGAUUUAGAAAGUAUCCAUACUCCUUCACUUUCUUUACACUUUGUGUUAUAGAUUUAAUUUUAAAUAAAUAAAUUUUCCAGUUCUGUUUGGAGUCAUGUUGGGUAAGUCUGUAGAAGUGCAGGCAAGAUGCUUUUUAAAUUUCUAGAAAGCAAUUAACUUUAGUAAUAAUAAUAAAAAUAAUAAACUUGGAACAUAAUUUUUCAUGGAAAAUGUUUGUAAAUAAAUAAUUUUAAUUUGAGAAAUGCCAAACUUGACCUUUAAGACACAAUAACGUUUUAUUUGAAACAUGUUUCCAUUUGAAUUUCACAUUGUUGUUAGCGUUACUGUAGCUAUCCAGUUAAAAAAAAAACGGUUGUAAGUGGUUCAAAACCAGUACUUUAAUAUCAGUCUUUGGUGAAGUUCAUGGUCUGAAGACCAAGACAUUUUUUAAAAGUAAUGAUUGCCUUCAUAAACCUGUUGGGGGGUUUUAAAAUUAAGUGAUCAAUUAAGUCAGAUCAGUUUAUUAUUACCAUUGCACUGUUCUCAUUUCAAUGAACAUUUUUCAAAUAUUAUACAUUUACAUAAAACACAAAGUACCUUGCAAAAUGAACAGAUAUACUGUAUUUCUGUUCAUACUCUUCUGAAAUUCUUGGUGUUUCUCAGGUUUUUUGAAGCGAAUGACUGUGACAGUGUGCAUAAAUGAUAAUGUUAUAUGCUACAAAAUAAGCUAAGGCCUUUUGCAAAGGAACAAAAAGACAGUUUGAUUGUGGGGAUCAUGCUCCUUGAGGAAAAUGUAAAGUUUUUAAUUUAAUAAACAGCUUUUAAUUGCCUUGCUUUUUAAGAUUCCAAAAGCUAAAUUGCUUGUUUCUCUCAACCAGCUGAAAUGAAAAUUGUUUCCAGGUAAAGGAGAUGUGUAAUAUUAAAAAAGGUCAAAUGUGUCAGACUAAGAACACUGCCAAGCUUUAUACUUAAGUAACAUGUAUUAGUAACAGAAAUAGAGUUUUUAAUUAUAAAAUUCUUUUAAAACCUCUGUUGUACAUACAGUAUGCCAUGGUGCAUGGUAUUAUCCAGUGGAUCUGUCACUUGGUGAUGCCCGUCUUCUUUGAAGUCCUGUUUCAGUGACAGAAGUGAUCAGUUGGUCAAAGCAGCACCGACCCUUAGAAGACAGAGAAAAAAACAGAGCAAGAUAGUCAUGUUGAUUGCCACCAUUGUAAUCAAAGCAUAAAAAGUGAACACCCAAUAAUACAAUAUUUUAGAGUACAGUAGACCAACGGGGGUUCUCAUAUAUUGGCAAGCAGAUCAUUGUAGAGUUAGUAGGCUCUGUAACUAAAGGAAACUGAAUCACCUAAACAGCCUUACAGAGAAGCACUGCAAUAAUAAAUCAUGCCUAAGGUAAAUGAUAGAACAGAAUGGGAUGCUUUUAUACCGAUGAACAUCCCAAUGUUCCACUGGUAAUGUAAGAAACUUUUAUUUAACUUGUAAAACACAAAGCCACAUUAAAAACAGGUUUUGUUAAGAUAAAAAUUGUUCUCUAUUAACAUAUUCAAAUUUGGUCAACAGACUGCCGUCCAUUAACUCCUAAGCCAUUAAAGCACUCCAUGCCACUGGUAAAACUACUAACUGUCCCCUUCAUCUGCCACCCUGGGUAAUUAUGCCAUGGCUUACAUCUGCUGUGCUGUUUCUGUGUGUAUGUUCUCACUUAACCUACUAACUAAAGUCAUAGAAAUUGUAAAAUGAAAAGAAAGUCCAUGGCAGUUUGUUUAAGUUUAAGAAAGUAAUGAAUUAUUUCACUGCCAUCUAUUGAAAAUCAUGCUUGAAACUGAACAAGCCAUAUAUUUAGCAGCAGUUUAUUAAAGUUGUAAACCUGAGAAAAAUGGCAAGGCUAUCAUUUUUUGUGUGUUUACAUAUUUUUAGUGUGAUGGUAGUUUGAAGUCGUCUGUUGUAAAGAUUUAGCUACUUGUUAAGGCUCAUGGAGCCCGACUCUCACAGCUGCGCAGUCUUGCUGCUUAGGCACUUGAAAUAAAUGAGGGUCAGUAAGGAUGGAUGGAUGGAUUUUUUUUUCUUAAUUUUGUUUUUUGUUUUUUUUUAAGUUUUAUAAAACAUCAAGAAAGACUUUAACCUUUUUGCACUCAUUUGUCAGGUUCUCUUGUUAUCCUUUACACUGCACCACACUCCAUAUACAGCCUUUUGACAGCUAGCUUGUGCUCUCAGCAGUGAUGAAUUUAACUCGACUCACCAAAUACUUUGACCUCAGGCAAGUUUCAUUUACUAAACUGUUCUGCCUUACAAUGGGAGCGGUUCAGAGUAGAACAGUUAUUCAGGUGGAGGAAAACUUCAGAACCAUUUUGGUUCAUACAAAAGCCAUAUUUGUCACUAUGGUAGUAGCUGGAGGGGAAAAUACAAACUGUAAUAUUUACAUUCUUCUCCUUCUAGGUAUAUGCAUACGACUUGUAUAUCAGCUAGAUGUGUAAUCUUGCUUGACAUUGUAGGUCACUGGCCAUUUAAACAAUCCCAAGUUUGCCUCAAAAAGCCAGUUAUCAGUAUCUGAGAAAAGUUUAUUUCUGGUGAUUUUAGCUUUGCUUUAUUAAGGUUAAUUAUCUGAGACUGCUUUCAUGGUGAAGAAAGGACAAGUUUUAUGACUGCUCAUUAUAAAGAAAUCAAAACCUAGAACAUGCAAAUCUUUUUCUUUUUAAAUAAUAGUAUUCCAAAAAUGCACCCAUAUGUUAAACCUUUGUAAUCCGUUUUUAUGGUUGAGAUCGAGAGCUGAUCUCGGCAACAUUGGGCACAAGGUGGGAAUAAUCCCUGGAUAUAUUACCAGUCUGUUUCGGGGCAUACAUACAUACAGGCCACUCGAUCACACAUUACUGAUUUAGAACCACAAUUCAACUAAACGCACAAAUGCUUUGGCUGUACAAAGAAAACCACUAAAUCCCAAGCAAAUAUAGGGAGGAAAUGAAAUAAAUUAAAAGUGCCAACCACUCUGCUGCCUCUACAGGAUGAUAUACUGUAUUUUACCUGUGCAUUUUCAAUUUGUAAAGAGAAAAGCAAAUGCUAGCCAUGUCUUGACAUAAAAGAUAAUUUGGCAGCCCACAAGGUUAUAUUUUCAGUAGAUUGACAUCUGAAUGUUUUGGAGUUUAAGAAUCGUCAAGAAGUGGAAAACCUCCUGUGCACCGUACAUGCUGUUAAUGUGUGUGUGAACGUGUCCUGUCAUUUUCCAGCCAAGUUAAUCCAGACCAGGGUCGCAGGCUUGCUGCAGCCUUUCCCAGCUAGCAUGGAGUUCAAGGACGUGUAAGAUAUAAAAAGGAGCAGUUUUCACCUGUGAUCCACAAUGGAGGUGCUUCAAAACGAACCUAGACAGUUGUUGUAUACUCCAAGGAUUGAAUUUGUUGAAAUUGCUGCUGUUUUUUCCAUAAAUUAUAAUCUUGAUAUAUACAGAGUUGUAAGAGUUUUUUUUUUAAUAUUUAAUCAUUUCAUGUUAGAAGUACUUUACAUUUUCAGUAAAAAAUAAUGUUUUAUAUGCCAUUCCAGUUGUAAUAAAAAUAAAAUAAGUAAGUCGAGAUGAGUGAUUCCCAUAGUUGGCUGGAAAGUAGCAAUGUUGUUGAGAAGUGUAGUAACAGCUGGAGAAAGGACAUCUUCCCCUUGAGUGAGAUAUCUCAGUUAGAUUAAAUAGAGAAUGGGAACGGGGUGAAUAUUUUAGUAAGAAAGCAAUGAAGUUGUCAUUUUAAAACUGUGACCAUCAAUCAAGAUGGAAUUCUGUUGAUUAAUGGUGGAAGUACUAGGACUCAAUACAAUGCAAUUACCAAAGCUUUGUAACUGUAAGAUCUGUUACUUUAAAGUUUGGGUGGGGCAGGUUAAAUGUUAUAUUUUUGGUUGAUAUUUAUGUAGUUUUUUUUUUUUUAAUGUUUGCCAUUUGUUUAUAAAGGGGUCAGUUUUGUAAAUUGUAGAUUUUCAUUGAAGAUUUUUUCUGAAAAAAUAUAGUGUGGUCAGAUGCAUUGUUUAAAAGCAAAUGAAUGAACAAACCUGGAUGGUUAAUCCUUCAUUUUAUACAUACUGAUGACGGAAAAAUAUCAGAAUAUUUUACAGACCUGUUUUCAUGAGGUAGUCCCUGGUCACUUGGCUGUUUCACUCGUUUUCUUCUACUGCCCUCCUUCCACUUGGUGUCCGCUAAUUCCAUGCAGCAAUUUGUUUAGUUGGCUGCAUACCUUAAGCUACGUUUCUAUUCAAGAAAUGCCUUGAGAAAUGAGAUGACCAAACCUCAAGAAAUUUUAGAAACUUAAAUUGUGUUUUUACGAAAGAAUCUAGCACACAGGAGAGAGCCUAGGUUCACUUCAGAAUAGGUAUUACCUCUCAAUGUAAUUUGUUAACGAACAUAACCUGACAUUUAGUGCUUUCAAAUGAAUCAAUGAAUCAAACUCGAUUUUAAACUACUGAUCUGUGCCACAUUUUCCUUCGCUCUUUGUCUGAUUGCUAUUACACUAAGCUCUAAAGCACCCCAAAUGUAUAUUCAUUUGAGUGAAAUAAGACGUUUUAGAUGGAAAAGUGGAUUCAGUAGUCAAUGUCGGUUUAUAUUUUCCUUUUUUCCCCACAUGUCCACUUUAAAAGUGUGCAGCUGAAAUUCACAUUGAAAGACAAAGCUGAGGAGUGACUUUUCAAAACACAAGAUGAACCUUAUUUAUUCUAUUAGGUGUUACUUGGCCAGAUUAUCUCACAGUCGUGUUCAUACAAUGCAAUAAUUGUGCAAUAGAGUUAUUCCUUUCAAAAUGAUACCAAUCGUGCAGCUUAAGUGAAUAGUUAUAUUUUAGACAAUUUUUAUAAAAGACCACAUGUUUUGCUUCUGAAGCGUCGUCCUUUUUGCCUUGUGGUGGAAAAUGUCUGAUUCCUCAGCAGUAUGUGAGAAUAUCCAGAUAGGACAUAUAUGUGGGUUUACAGUGGCAGCUAUUUCUCUGCUAACUGGGUGCCAAUAAAGGAAGAGAAGAUUGUUGACAAUUCUUGUACUUGUGGGGUACUUCAGUUAUGUUUUCACAUGAAUCCACACAACUUAGUUUUACCACAGAAUAUGUAUGUAUGUCUGUAUACUGCAAACUUGCGAGAAUUAAAGGUGUUUUAAAUUUAAGAAUGCAUAUUGUCAGCUCUUAACAUUGUGUUGAAUGCACUUUGGUUUUUCUUUUCUAAAUCCCACUAUCAAGCUACAGUUAAUGAAUUUUGGAUACUUGUCAGCUGCACUGCUUAAUAGGUGGCAUUAAUACGUCUUUACUGUUUUUAGUAACAAUACUAUGAUGAAGUCACAUGUUUUUGAGAUACACUAGAAAAUAAAAAAAAUAUUGUAUGUCCUCCAGCUAUGGAUUGUAUGUCUCAUUAGCUAAUAUUUGAUUUCUGAAUUACUGUUAAUCAUAAUCCACAUUAUAUUUUUUUCUUUUUUGUAGAUGUAUACAGAUAUUUUAGAAACAUAUCUUAUCCCAAGGAGACCAUUACUCUGUUUAAAUGUGUCUGUUCUAUUUGUGAAUUUAUUUUUUUAUAGCUUACUCCUUUUUCUAUGGUUUAAAAUAAAUUCUGCAACUCUAA